Molecule: messenger RNA, 3953 nt
Organism: Lasiosphaeria miniovina
Lineage: Eukaryota; Fungi; Ascomycota; Sordariomycetes; Sordariales; Lasiosphaeriaceae
Product: Pre-mRNA-splicing factor rse-1
Exons: 4
Coding region: 129-3764 (1211 amino acids)
Biological process (GO): mRNA splicing, via spliceosome
Cellular component (GO): U2 snRNP; nucleus
Molecular function (GO): protein binding; U2 snRNA binding
Source: RefSeq, a predicted model, not a curated record
AGCUUUGGUUGCUUUCAAAUUCAAACAACAAAUAACCUGUCACUCAACAUUAUCCAACAUAUUUCAACAAGCAGUAGCAGAAACCUCCACAACAAAGCCGCGCCGGCUUACCGCGCACAGCCGGAAUCAUGGCGGCCACAUCGAACAUGUUCAUGUACUCGCUGACAAUCCAGGCGCCGUUGACAAUCUCGCAGGCCCUCGUUGGCCAGUUCUCGGGAACUGGGGGGCAGCAGAUCAUCACGGCCUCUGGAUCGCGUCUCACACUCCUCCAGCCCGACGCGAAGCAGUUCAAGGUCGACACGCUGCUGUCGCAGGAUAUAUUUGGAAUCAUCAGGGCAAUCUCAUCAUUUCGCUUGGCUGGCAGUCACAAAGACUACAUAAUCCUCGCAACUGAUUCGGGCCGUAUCGCUAUCAUCGAGUACAUGCCCAAAACGAACAGGUUCGAGCGUAUCCACCUCGAGACGUUUGGAAAAUCAGGAUCGCGCCGUGUUGUUCCGGGCCAAUAUCUUGCAGCGGACCCGAGAGGUAGAGCCUGCCUGAUUGCCUCGAUCGAGAAGAACAAACUCGUCUACGUCUUGAACCGGAAUGCCCAAGCAGAGCUCACAAUCUCAUCACCCCUCGAGGCGCACAAACAUGGUGUUCUCGUGCUCUCGCUCGUCGCACUUGACGUCGGCUAUUCGAAUCCUGUAUUUGCCGCUCUGGAGCUCGACUACUCCGAAGCCGAUCUGGAUCCCACAGGCCAGGCCCGCGAAGAGGCCGAGACGCAACUUGUGUAUUACGAGCUUGACCUGGGUCUGAACCACGUGGUGAGGAAGUGGUCCGAUACUGUCGACCCGACCUCGUCCAUGCUCUUCCAGGUUCCCGGCGGCAAUGAUGGCCCCAGCGGUGUGCUCGUCUGCGGCGAAGAGAACGUCACGUACCGGCACUCAAACCAGGAAGCCUUCCGCGUCCCAAUUCCCAGGCGGCGAGGAGCCACCGAAGACCCGCAGCGAAAGCGAACAAUCAUAUCGGGUAUGAUGCAUAAACUCAAGGGGAGUGCGGGUGCAUUCUUCUUCCUCCUACAGUCUGACGACGGCGACCUGUUCAAGGUUACAAUAGAUAUGGCCGAGGACAGUGAGGGCAACACGACCGGGGAGGUCAAACGGCUCAAGAUUAAGUACUUUGACACAAUCCCGCUGGCCACCAGCUUGUGCAUUCUCAGGAGUGGAUUUCUCUUCGCAGCUAGCGAGUUCGGCAACCACCACUUGUAUCAGUUUGAGAAGCUUGCAGACGACGACGACGAGCUCGAGUUCAGCAGCGACGAGUUUCCCACCGACGCCCGGGCCUUGUAUACGCCCGUAUACUUUUACCCCCGGCCAGUUGAAAAUCUGAUCCUUGUCCAAAGCAUGGAUGCAAUGAACCCCUUGGUUGAUUGCAAAGUUGCCAACCUAACAGGUGAGGACGCGCCGCAAAUAUACUCGAUCUGCGGAAGCGGGGCGAGGAGCACAUUCCGGUCGCUUAAGAACGGCCUGGAGGUGACUGAGAUUGUUGGUGAGGAAUUGCCUGGCACGCCCUCGGCUGUCUGGACGACCAAACUCGCGAGGGAUGAUGAGUUCGAUGCCUACAUCGUCAUGUCCUUCGCCAACGCGACGCUUGUUUUGAGCAUUGGAGAGACGGUGGAGGAGGUUCAAGACUCGGGCUUCAUGUCGGAUGUGACGACCCUAGCUGCGCAACAGCUGGGCGAGGAAGGCUUGAUUCAGGUCCACCCCAAGGGAAUUCGCCACAUUGUCAGAGGUCGUGUGAACGACUGGCCGGCACCACAGCAUCGAUCCAUCGUCGCCGCUGCAACCAACGAAAGCCAGGUUGUCCUCGCCCUUAGCUCCGGCGAAAUAGUGUACUUCGAGGUCGAGUCCGAUGGUAACCUGGCAGAGUAUGACGAGAAGAAGGAGAUGACCGGCACUGUUACCUGCCUCAGUCUUGGCAAGGUCCCAGAAGGACACAAGAGAAGCUCCUUUCUAGCCGUGGGGUGCGACGAUUGUACUGUCCGGAUUCUCAGCCUCGACCCUGAGACGACUCUGGAAAUGAAGUCGGUCCAAGCCCUGACCGCGGCCCCUUCGUCUCUGUCUAUCAUGGCUAUGGAAGAUUCCUCAGGCGGGUCCACGUUAUAUCUUCACAUUGGUCUUCACUCAGGAGUCUAUCUACGGACCGUCCUAGACGAAGUUACCGGCGAGCUCACCGAUACUCGUCAAAAGUUCCUAGGGCCGAAGCCGACCAAGCUCUUCCAGGUUUCGGUUCAGAAUCAGCCUUGCGUCCUGGCCUUGAACUCGAGGACCUGGCUGGGAUAUACUCAUCCGCUGACCAAAGCAUUCAUGAUGACGCCUUUGAGUUACCAAGACCUUAACUACGGUUGGAACUUCAGCAGUCAGGAGUGUUUGGAAGGUGUAGUGGGGAUCCAAGCAAAUUUCUUAAGGAUCUUCAAGGUCGAGGGACUGGGUGACAAUCUCAUUCAGAAGUCGAUGCCGCUAACAUACACACCAAAACGGCUCGUGAAGCACCCCGAGCAGCCUUAUUUCUACACCAUCGAGGCAGAAAACAACACUUUGCCUCCUGAACUACAGGCGAAGUUGCUCGAACAGCCGAACGUGGCGAACGGAGAUGCAAAAAUACUACCACCUGAGGAGUUCGGACACCCUCGAGCCAAGGGUCGGUGGGCAUCCUGUAUUAGCAUUAUCAACCCUCUCGGAGAUGAGCCGAGCGUUCUUAGCAAGAUCGAUCUCAGCGACAACGAAGCCGCCGUCAGCGCGGCUGUUGUUCCGUUUGCGAGCCAAGAAGGCGAAAGCUUUCUUGUUGUUGGCACAGGGAAAGACAUGGUUCUGAAUCCGCGUCAGUUCACUGAAGGGUAUAUCCAUGUCUACCGGUUCCACGAAGACGGCAGAGAGCUAGAGUUCAUCCACAAAACCAAAGUCGAAGAGCCCCCAAUGGCACUGAUGCCGUUCCAAGGGCGUCUCCUCGUCGGCGUGGGCAAGACGCUGCGAGUUUACGAUCUAGGUCUUAGGCAACUCCUCCGAAAAGCACAGGCAGAUGUGGCGCCGCAGCUUAUUGUCACGCUGCAGGCGCAAGGAAAUCGCAUCGUGGUCGGCGAUGUCCAGCAAGGCAUUACCUACGUAACCUUUAAGCCGGACAGCUACAAACUUCUGCCGUUUGCUGACGACUCAAUCAACCGAUGGACGACAUGCACGACGAUGGUUGACUAUGACUCGGUUGCGGGAGGAGAUAAAUUUGGCAACCUCUGGGUUCUGCGGUGUCCUGAUAAGGUCAGCACCGAAACCGAUGAGCCAGGCUCUGAAAUUCAUCUCACGCACGCGCGAGACUAUUUACAUGGUGCGCCGAAUCGUCUCAGCCUUAUGACGCACUUCUACACGCAAGACCUCCCGACUAGCAUCUGCAAAACCAGUCUCGUGGUGGGCGGCCAAGAAGUCCUUGUCUGGAGCGGACUACAAGGCACCAUUGGAGUGCUGAUCCCGUUCAUCAGCCGGGAGGACGUAGACUUUUUCCAGAGUCUAGAAAACCACAUGCGAAAUGAAGACCCACCUCUAGCAGGCCGCGACCAUCUCAUCUACCGGGGCUACUAUACACCGGUCAAGGGUGUCAUUGAUGGCGAUCUUUGCGAGAGAUACAACCUGCUUUCCAACGACAAGAAGCAGAUGAUUGCCGGCGAGCUCGACCGGUCGGUUCGAGAGAUUGAGCGCAAGAUUUCAGACAUUCGAACGAGGUCUGCUUUCUGAUGACCAUGAAGAGCUCUAUAGGAUGGGUCUAGGCGGUAGUUUGGUUUGUUUGGGAUACUCUUUACAGCAGGCGCUCAUGGUUUAGCGGAUAGCAGCGGGCAGGCAGGAUGGCGUUUCGGAAAGUGUGAGAAAUUAUGACGGGAAUCCCCCAAGCGGAUUUGUUCGAGUAGUAUACAGCAAGAAUCACAA